UGCUCCUGCUGGGAGAGAAAGGCGGUUCAUACUUGCCUAAGAACUUGGGAGGUGGUGCCAGGGCUGGAGUUCCUCCAGCAACUCUGCCCACAGCAGAGCCCCGACUGUUUAGCCACCUCUGCACUGUCCGUCCAGGACCAGGCACCAGAGUUUUGCCCUGCAUCAGGGAAAUCUUGAAGCCCAGGAUGGCCCUGUCCAAUUCCACCACUGUUCUGCCCUUUCUGGCCAGGCUGUGGCAGGAGACAGCUGAACAGGGGGGCAACGUGUCAGGCCUGGCUCGAAGGUCUCAGCUCCGAGAUGACAGCAAGCUGGAGGCGCUCUAUAUCCUCAUGGUGCUGGGCUUCUUCGGCUUCUUCACCCUGGGCAUCAUGCUGAGUUACAUCCGGUCCAAGAAGCUGGAGCACUCACACGACCCUUUCAAUGUGUACAUUGAGUCGGAUGCCUGGCAGGAGAAAGGCAGGGCCUUCUUCCAGGCUCGUGUCCUGGAGAGCUUCAGAGCUUGCUAUGUCGUUGAAAACCAGGCGGCUGUAGAGCAGCCUGUCACACACCUUCCUGAACUGAAGCCAUUGUCGUGAACCUCACACCCUACAGGCGACAAGCAGGUCCUUCUAGUCACAUGCCUGCCAUAGUCUUUAUUGUAGGGGUACCAUUGAGUUUUUGUGAAAGACUGUGAGGGAUGAAUCAAUGACACCAGUGUUCUAAAAUUGCAUUCUUUCUAUAGUAGAUAAUCGAUUUAUUCUCCAGAAUCUGCCUUUGUCUUUGUAAAUCUGGCAGGAUCCCAGACAACAUGGCUUCUGAGAAUACAAGCUGAGUUUUCC
Messenger RNA from Mastomys coucha (southern multimammate mouse), 818 nucleotides. RefSeq names its product potassium voltage-gated channel subfamily E regulatory subunit 1 (gene Kcne1). Gene Ontology annotation, biological process: regulation of ventricular cardiac muscle cell membrane repolarization; ventricular cardiac muscle cell action potential; potassium ion export across plasma membrane. Gene Ontology annotation, molecular function: potassium channel regulator activity; transmembrane transporter binding; voltage-gated potassium channel activity involved in ventricular cardiac muscle cell action potential repolarization. The record is from RefSeq and is a predicted model, not a curated record. Gene Ontology annotation, cellular component: membrane. The transcript has 2 exons. Bases 186 to 575 code for a protein of 129 amino acids. Lineage: Eukaryota; Metazoa; Chordata; Mammalia; Rodentia; Muridae.